Fusarium verticillioides 7600 is the source of this 771-nucleotide messenger RNA. RefSeq lists its product as hypothetical. Lineage: Eukaryota; Fungi; Ascomycota; Sordariomycetes; Hypocreales; Nectriaceae. The record is from RefSeq and is a predicted model, not a curated record. Bases 1 to 771 code for a protein of 256 amino acids. The transcript is spliced from 2 exons.
AUGGAGGCUGUAGCGUACGACAACCACAACCACUCGAGCUACGCCCGAACCCACCAGAACUCGCAUCACCAAUAUCCUCAUUCUCCGACCUUGCCUCUUCCCGUGCCUGGGACUCAUGGCACUGCCCACUACCAGCACGAGGUUGAGGGUGAGGGACAUUAUCCGAACCACGAUGCUCUACCGCCAUCAAACCCGAUUCAUGUCUCGACGAGCUUCCCUAUGUCCGAAGUUGAGACGGUGUUUUCCAACAAUCAAGCACCGUCGACCCAGGCCAGCGUAAUAGACAUGUCGGGCCCGCCUCCGCCUUCUCAUCCCCCUCCACCAUGGAAACCAGGUCUUGAUAAUCCGCCUCCUCCUCCACCACCUCCUCCGCCUCCUCUAUUCUAUCUUCGACCUCCAACUGUAUCAUCACCAUCAUCCCCGCACGCGUCAAGUCGCCCCUCGUUCUACCUACCGCCGCUUCCACCUCCACCUCAACCACCACCUGGCAAUUUCAUCGCCAGUACAAACCUACGUCCACCAUUCACAUAUGACCCUGACACGGUUCCACCUCCACAACGUCUCUCUCAGCGGACGUUGCCGGCGCCAUCACCUCGGGUGAACUUGAGUUUUACACCCAAUUCUCCCGGCGAUGCACCCACUCAGACUCAAACACCAAAUUUGAGACCACCGAGAGGAUUUGUUAGCUUCGGGCCACCACACAGCGCCCAUCAGUCCGGGGAUAAGACACUUCUACCUCUCAAUCUUCAAACCAUACAAUCCCGCGGUUAA